Molecule: messenger RNA, 794 nt
Organism: Mizuhopecten yessoensis (Yesso scallop)
Lineage: Eukaryota; Metazoa; Mollusca; Bivalvia; Pectinida; Pectinidae
Exons: 2
Source: RefSeq, a predicted model, not a curated record
UUCGUUGUUGAAGAUAACAAAUACUGAAACCCUGCGGUUAUCGUUCUGUUUUCAGUUUGUCUUUAGCCUAUAUGCAGCUAUAUGUCGACAUAACCUCGAAAUGUCGCUGAUCUUAAAAUUAGUGAGUGUCCUUUCUGUAACUGUAUUCGUUCCGUCCGUAUGUCAACGAGAACAUGCUGGUGUCUAUGUUACGCUCUAUCCACCCAUGAAUGUGUCUUUUGGUUACAUUGGUGACAAGAUGGCCUAUGUAUAUUGGUUUCCACCUCCAGUCUACAUUCAUGUAAAUUUCACCAACACACUGGGGGACCCAAACGAACCUGCACCUGGUAAGACGGACACAGACAGUGGAACAGAUAUAGACACUGAUACAGCCUUGAACAAACAAAAGGAUGUGUCUUACAGGUAUAACAAGGACUCUGAUAACAGCACAGACACUAGUGUUUCUAACGUCGUUGACACAAGUAACAAUACCUUGUCAGCUAAGGUACAUAACAGUUCUGUCGCAACUUUAGACUUGUCUAAUGUAAACUCCAGCUCUAAUCAGAGCGAAAAUACAACGUCAGGGCCAUCAGUAGCGUCUGUGAUAACUGGCCCUGAACAGACCAACACUUCAUCAGGCGAUUAUAAGGCGACCGAGCAUCAUCAAAACCUUACGAUAUGGACGCCAUGGACUCCUAAAUACAUUAAGUAUAAUGACUCCCAGGAAAAACAACCCCUGGAGAAAACUGACAUCGUCAGAUUCCACGAUGGACAUCUACUUGGCUACAUUGUGAAGUGGUGGCCAGACGAGACAA